GAGCAUAAAUAAAAACACAAAAACAAAAAUAGAAAGUUUCAAUCGUGUCACUGUUGAUAAACCGUUUUUAUAAAUUGUUUCUACAAAUUAUCUACAUAGAAUAAGAGUCAGCAAAGUUUUUCCUGGUAUUCUGCCCAACUUAUGGAAGGAAAGCUCAACAGCUAUCGUUCGCAGAAACGUCGUCAGGCGAUCCUCAAUAACUUCAAAGAUCGUCUCUACAAUAUGGUGUCUUUCCAGCAGGUUCGAGUAGACGAAAAAUCUACCCACGUCAUAGUUGAAGCCGAUAUCCAAUCGCCAUCUAAUGCAAAAACUACCAUCGCUCCGGUUCAUCAAUUCAGCGCGGGCAAAAAAUCGCGAACGGUAUCCGAAUCCGACUCGGUGGUAUCAGUCGGAAGCACAGUGUCCUCUACGAAUUCCGACCAAACGGCAGCCACCGGUGACUCCAAAAGCACGAAACCUUCUCGCUCCUAUCUGACCUAUAUCACCUACUUGGUGUACUUCCUGUUCUGGGUCACACUGUACGCGAUCGCUAUCGAGCUUCGAUUCGGGGUGGUAUUCCUGAUGCUGUCCGCUCUGGUUGGAAUCUACUUCAACACCCGGACGGAAAAGACGCCCGGCGAAAUCAGUGCGUACAGUGUUUUCAAUGAGAAUUGUGAAUCGAUCGACGGGACGUUGAAGGCUGAACAGUUUGAGCGAGAGAUUGGCAUAAGGCAUUGAUUCCUGGUGCUGUGGUGAUUUUGCGGGAGCAGGAGUAACGGAAAUUAGCUUUGAAGAGGAGCCCGCCAACUGUAUUGUUUCUACAUCUACGUGUCAUACCUCAAUCUACCCGUAACAAGGCGAGGGACCAGAACCGUUAUUGUUCGAAACCCAUUUAUCACCGUGCCGUAUUGCUCGAU
Armigeres subalbatus is the source of this 896-nucleotide messenger RNA. RefSeq lists its product as uncharacterized. Bases 142 to 717 code for a protein of 191 amino acids. The record is from RefSeq and is a predicted model, not a curated record. The transcript is spliced from 3 exons. Lineage: Eukaryota; Metazoa; Arthropoda; Insecta; Diptera; Culicidae.